CCAUUGGCUUUGGUGGUAGAUAGACUGUGAACUUUGUGGGCCAGUAAGUUCUGAGCUAGUCUCAAGUUUUGUUUUAGCACUCAGUUACCCCUCCUCAAUAGUCAUGCCACUGCGGAGUGGGCUGUCUGCCUCACAUGUAGUGAUCACUUUUUGGAGAGUGCUGGGCUCACUAGGCUGCUGUUAACUGCACUCCCGCCUCUCCACCCCCACUAUCUUCACCGACGGGACUUCCCGCAGCCAUGUUGGACAGGAUCGCAGGCACCGUGGCUGCAGUUGAGUGCACCUCAGAUGAAACAUCUCAGAGAUCAGGUCUGAGUCCCACAAGUUUGUUUCUCAGUAAAAGCCUCAAAAUGGCAAAUAAUACUGGAUCGGAGGGGCACGGAACCCGGACAAAGGCCUUGCACUCAGUACCCUUUCCCCAGUAUCUGGCCACACCCUGGCUCACCAUAACCCGCAAAAGCUGGGCAGACAAAAGGCCCAGCGUCAGCAAAGCGCUACAGCAGGGACAGCCCCACUGUGUGUGAAGGACUGAUGGAGAGGUAUGUGGCUGCCAUGGUGCUGAGUGCAGCUGGAGAUGCCUUGGGGUACUUCAACGGGAAGUGGGAGUUUCUCCGGGAUGGGGAAGAGAUUCACCGGCAGCUGGCCCAGCGUGGUGGAUUGGACGCCAUAGAUGUGGAGGGGUGGAGAGUCAGCGAUGACACGGUGAUGCACUUGGCCACGGCAGAAGCUCUUGUGGAAGCCGGCAAAAUCUUGGAUUUGGCUCACCUGUAUUCCUUACUUGCUAAGCAUUACCAAGACUGCAUGGAAGACAUGGAUGGCCGGGCACCAGGGGGUGCUUCAGUGCAGAAUGCCUUGCUGCUGAAGCCGGAUGAGGCCAAUGGCUGGAGGAUUCCCUUUAACAUCCACGAGGGUGGCUGCGGGGCUGCCAUGCGUGCCAUGUGCAUCGGCCUCCGGUUCCCUCACCGUAGCCAGCUGGACACACUGAUCCAGGUGAGCAUCGAGAGCGGCAGGAUGACCCACCACCACCCCACAGGCUACCUGGGAGCCCUCGUUUCUGCUCUUUUUACAGCCUAUGCUGUGAACGGCAAGCCUCCUAGGCAGUGGGGAAAAGGACUGAUGGAGGUGCUACCAGAAGCUAAAAAGUACAUUAUCCAGUCAGGCUACUUUUUGGAGAAGAAUCUUCAACACUGGUCCUACUUCCAAGACCAAUGGGAAGGAUACCUAAAACUUAGAGGGAUUUCGGAUGGCAAAUCAGCCCCUAUCUUCCCCAAGCCCUUUGAUGUGACGGAGAGGGAUCAGUUCUAUACCUCCGUGAGCUACUCUGGCUGGGGUGGCAGCAGUGGACAUGACGCCCCCAUGAUUGCCUACGAUGCCAUCCUGGCUGCGGGAGACUGCUGGAAGGAGCUUGCCCACCGAGCCUUUUUCCAUGGGGGAGACAGCGAUUCUACAGCUGCUAUUGCUGGUUGCUGGUGGGGAGUUAUGUACGGUCUGGAAGGAGUGAGCCCCUCCAACUAUGAGAAGCUGGAAUACAGAAACCGGCUGGAGAAGACAGCCAGGGCUUUGUAUGCUCUGGGGUCAAAGGAAGAUACUGUAAUCACCCUUUAGGGAGGUGUGAUGUCAUUUCUUUUGGGUUCCCCCCCCCCUUGUGUGGUCCCGUUUCUUUUCAGUUUUUCCCAAGUCAAGAGUUUUAACCCUGUACUCUAAGAAUUUUGAGAUGACGUGUCCCUUGAGCACCUGAAGCUCCUCUUUCCAAAUUCAUCCUCAUCCUCCCAAAUCUGUCCCUCUUUCUAUCCUGAAGAAUCUUUUUUUUUUAAGAUUUCAUUUAUUUACUUGACAGAGAGACAGCCAGCGAGAGUGGGAACACAGGCAGGGGGAGUGGGAGAGGAAGAAGCAGGCUCACAGUGGAGGAGCCUGAUGUGGGGCUCGAUCCCAUAACACCGGGAUCACGCCCUGAGCUGAAGGCAGACGCUUAACCACUGUGCCACCCAGGCACCCCAAUCCUGAAGAAUCUUUAUCUCAGUUGACAGGGUCAGCGUCUCCCCAGGCUAGAAGCCUCCAAGCCUCAUAUUUGAGUCUUCAAGUUCAUCAUCUAAACAUUGACUAAGUUUUUUCUGUUUGUUUCAGGUUGAGUUCCCCAAAGUGGACUCUGAGACAAGGAUUUAAGGACAAGUCGUUUAUUGGGGAGGUGAUUCCAGGAAGCAGUGGUAGGAGAAUGGGGAAGUGAGACAGGGAGGGGAGGGAGGCGAGUACAAGGUGUGUUACUGAGUAAGUUACCACUGUGGGCAGUUGGGACUUAGUCCAUCUGGGUUCUCUGUGUAAGCCACUGCUCAGAGUUGUCCUACGCAAGGGGCAAGCAAACCUGAAGUGUUUAUCCGCCCUCGUCCAUCUGACAGUGGUUGAGGACCUCUCCUAGGGAUGUUAGCUCCCUGGGACUCCUUGGCCUGUCCCUUGUGCAAGCCAAACCCAGAUGUCUUCAGCAAAGACUCAGAGUUGCUUGCAGUGGCUAGCUGGACAGUGCAUGGGAGCAGUGAGGGUGAUACGUGGGGUCCCAACAACAUCUGCCAGGUGGUUCUUCCUCGUCAAUAUCCUUCACAUCUACUACCUCUUUUACCUUUUUGCACUAGCCAUCUUUCAGCUGGAUUUCUGCAGUCCACGCCACUCAGGUCUAGGGAGGUGCUGCUCCUAGCUGCACUCUGUGCAUUACUGGCUGUAUUGCCAGUUUUGUUGUUGUCUGCUUGCCUUUAUUCUCCUCCAGACACAGCCUAGCAUUGUGCCUGGGAACACGGGAGGUAGUGAAUCUGUAUAUAUGAAAUGAAGGUUUUUAAUUAACCUGCCUGGUGCCUUAACUCCAGUCUUGCCUUCCUCCUUGCCCUCCAGAGUUCUCUUUACAAAUAACAAAUCAAUCAUGCUGAACUUCUCACGCACACCCCCUUUCUUCACAUCUUGAAGCUCUUCCUUCUCCUUUUCACCUGGUAGAUUCUUACUCAUCCUUCAAGCCCCAGCUCAGGUAGAACCUUCUAGGUGAAACCUGCUCUGAUUGUUCAGGCACUUGGCCACUGUCUCCAGCCCAGUCACCACACUGAUCCUGCUGUUUGGGCAUUGGGUGUCUUCUGAGAACAGUCUCAGUUUCCUUGUGAGGAAUUGUCUUACUCUCUUUGUGGCUUCCCUGCCUGGCCCAUGAGAGACAUUCAAUAAAUAUUUACUUUGGACAUUCA
Molecule: messenger RNA, 3215 nt
Organism: Ailuropoda melanoleuca (giant panda)
Lineage: Eukaryota; Metazoa; Chordata; Mammalia; Carnivora; Ursidae
Gene: ADPRH
Product: ADP-ribosylarginine hydrolase
Exons: 6
Coding region: 532-1605 (357 amino acids)
Biological process (GO): protein de-ADP-ribosylation
Molecular function (GO): magnesium ion binding; ADP-ribosylarginine-[protein] hydrolase activity
Source: RefSeq, a predicted model, not a curated record